Dentiscutata erythropus is the source of this 462-nucleotide messenger RNA. The record is from the annotation of a GenBank genome assembly. NCBI's taxonomy places the organism in Eukaryota, Fungi, Glomeromycota, Glomeromycetes, Diversisporales, Gigasporaceae.
AUGAAUAUUAGUGAUAAAAAUAUUCAAAUAAAACAAGAUAAACAUAUUGGAAAUAUAGAACAAGUGGAUGAAAAAGAAACAAUCGGAUAUGAUCCCAAAUUUUUUUCUUCAAAAAAAUUAGGAGAAACUGAAAAAGAACGAAUAAAAAUAUUACAAGAAAGAUGUAGAAAUAAAGUGUGGAAAAUACUUGGAGAUGUAUUAACAGAAUACAUAGAUGAAUUUAGAGAAAAACAGGAAAUAAGAAUUUCCGUGAAUAAUAAUGUAAUUCCUGAUAUUCAAUUUAUAUUGAAUAAAAAAGAACAAGAAAUUCCUGAUAAUGAUAAAAACCAAGGGAUAAGAAAAUAUACUAUAGAAGAAGAAAAAAUUAUUAAAGAAUUAUCAACCGAAAAUGUAGAAAGUCACAAUCAAUAUUUACAAACUCAUGGUCUGAAAAAGAUAAGAUAUGAGUCAAUGAGAUAUUAG